AUGGAAGGGAUAGUGUUUCAGUACCACAUCAGCUGCACUUUCAGCGAAACCGUACCCCCCACCCUCCAGCCUCAAGACCAAGACAACUUCGCCCCUUCCUCAAAACCUUUUCAACUCAUUUGGGAAAGCGGUUUUGGUGUUUUAGUUACAUUUGGCGCCUGUAAAUGGAAGCUAUCGGGCGUCAAAGAAAGCGUAGGGAUCCAUGGAGCCCUUUACCUGAUAUCUUCCUUCUUCGCCUCCUCCAGUAUUAUCAUACCUUUCCUAUUCUCAGUAAUGGCAUUGAUAGGAAUGGCAGCAUUAGGGAGAAGAUGCAAGAGGUUAUUUAGACUCCGUGGUUCAGCUCCAGCCUUUGUGAUUACAAAUCUAUUCUUCAUUUGGUGUUCUUAUGUGAUUGUAAUUCGACAAGCUGUCUCUUCUUUAUUGGACAUUGUCUUCAAUGUAGAGCUUAUUAUGCUCCAAAUUGGUCUAUAUAGAAUCCUAUCAGGUGAUCCUGGUUUUGUUAAAUUGCUAAAUGUUGAUGAUGAGAGUCCAUUAUUACUUCAAAGGGUAAGACAUUGUAAGCAUUGUGAUGCAUAUGUUAAGGGAUUUGAUCACCAUUGUCCUGCUUUUGGGAAUUGUAUAGGCCAAAACAAUCAUCUACUUUUCAUGAUUCUCCUAACAGGAUUUAUAACAGCUGAGGCUUGUUACAUCAUGGGUGCAUCUCAAAUUUUGUCCGAGAGUAAACAGAAGAAGGGUGGUUGGAAUGAAACAUUAGUUUCUAGCACAAUGAUAUUUUCCAUUCUGCAAGUGUUAUGGCAGGGGGUAUUUCUGGCAUGGCAUAUAUAUUGUGUGUGUUUCAAUAUCAGAACAGAUGAGUUUAUACACUGGAAAAGAUAUCCAGAGUUCCAGCAUAUUGUAGAGCUUCAACCAGGGGAGACGAUAACAACAACAAAGUUUAUAAAUCCAUAUGACAAAGGAAUUUUGCAGAAUUUGAAGGAGUUCAUUGAUGCCAGAGGCUAAGUGAAUUGAAGUUUAUUGUAUAUGGUGUUUAUAGAGAAUUAUUAUCUGUUGUGAUGGAGCUGUUGAUGAUGACAUGGAAAACAUCAUUGUUGCUUAGCUUCUAUAUGUUGAUGUUAUUGAAUCUAACAAGGAUAUUGUGAUGUAUGUGAACUCUCUUGGAGGAUUGAUGGUAUGCCCAUCUUUGAUACCAUGAAGCAUAUGUGAAACAAGGUGUCCCUUAUUAGCAAUGUAGUAUCAGGUUAUAUAGUUAGGGAAAACCU
Molecule: messenger RNA, 1259 nt
Organism: Lactuca saligna
Lineage: Eukaryota; Viridiplantae; Streptophyta; Magnoliopsida; Asterales; Asteraceae
Source: the annotation of a GenBank genome assembly